This is a messenger RNA of Alosa sapidissima (American shad), 12052 nucleotides long. RefSeq names its product dachsous cadherin-related 1b (gene dchs1b). Gene Ontology annotation, cellular component: plasma membrane. Lineage: Eukaryota; Metazoa; Chordata; Actinopteri; Clupeiformes; Clupeidae. The transcript is spliced from 21 exons. Gene Ontology annotation, molecular function: calcium ion binding. Gene Ontology annotation, biological process: homophilic cell-cell adhesion. The record is from RefSeq and is a predicted model, not a curated record. The coding region runs from base 429 to 10325 and encodes 3298 amino acids.
CUGAAUUGGAUGCUGGAGGGGGGAAACGAGCUGAGGUACCUGCUGUAGCGUAGAGGCUGCAUUGAGAAGGGACGCUCCGGAGGAUUGGAGAGCUGCUAGUUUAUGCCGGGCAGCAGGCAAUUUAACAUUGGGCGCACUCGCUCACCUGACGGGGGAAAGCCAAGGAAUACAGUCCAGUGUUGGACGAAUAGACUGCAGAGUGGUUGUUAUAAAGGAAUAUUCUAUGUUCACUGUGACCAUGGAUUUCGCGUAGAUCUAGCGCAAUUUCUUCAUAUCACUCCUUGAGCGAUUUUUCUAUUUGAAUUCUACACGACACUGAGGGGAAUACAUCUGUAUUCAAAUAAGAUUUUUUUUUUAACAACGGGAGCGCAUCGACACAGCAGCAGGGCUGGAUCAGAUGAAUACAGGUGUGAAAAACAUUGGCCACAAUGACGAUAUCCAGAGGAUCAGAGGCGGUCAGUUUUGGUCAGUUUGAGAGGCGUGGGACGGGGAAACAGGCGGUGCUGUUGCUGCUCUACGUGGGCCUGGAGGUGAUUGGCUUGCUCUCCUCUGUUGCCCUGGGCAACCAGGAGGGGACACUGGAGCUGAGGCUGGACGAGGAGCAGCCGGCGGGGACGAUUGUGGGCGACAUCAGCGCAGGCCUGCCGCCGGGCAUCACGGCGUCGCUCUACUUCAUCUCUGACCACGACGACAAGGGCGUGGGCAACGACCUGCUCAUCGACGAGACCACGGGCAUCAUCAAGACGGCGCGGCGGCUCGACCGCGAGGAGCGCGACCAGUACAGCUUCACAGCGGUCACCAUGACGGGCGUCACCGUGCAGGUGUCCAUCACGGUCAACGACAUCAACGAUCACUCGCCCGCGUUCCCCAGGGCCAAGGCCUCGCUGAAGAUCCCAGAGCACACAGCGGUGGGGACCCGCUUCUCUCUUGACCCAGCAAGCGACGCAGACAAAGACCAACUGACCACCCAGGGCUACGUGAUCAAAGACGGCAACGUGGGCCAGGUGUUCCGCCUGGAAACCAAGAGAGCCGCCAACAUGGUCCUCUACCUGGACCUGGUGGUCAACGGCGUCCUGGACAGGGAGAAACGUUCGUCGUACUCUCUCCUCCUCGAGGCGUUCGACGGAGGCAAUCCAAAGAGGACGGGUCAGAUGACGCUGGACGUGCUGGUGCAGGACGUCAACGAUCACGCGCCCGUGUUCAACCAAAGCCGCUACCACGCCAUCAUCUCUGAGAGCCUCCCGCAAGGCAGCAACAUCCUGCAGGUCUUCGCCUCGGACGCCGACGAGGGCGACAACGGGCUCGUGCUCUACGAAAUCAACCGCCGCCAGAGCGACCCGGACCGCUACUUCGUCAUCGACCCUCGCUCCGGGGUCAUCACCCUCAACAAGCCGCUGGACUACGAGGUGCGCAAGGUGCACGAGCUGGUGGUGCAGGCCCGGGACAACGCCAGCCACCCCGAGAUCACCAACGCCUUCGUCACCAUCCACGUUCGCGACUACAACGACAACCAGCCCACCAUGACCAUCAUCUUCCUCAGUGAGGACGGCUCCCCCCGCAUUUCGGAAGGCGCCCAGCCGGGCCAGUAUGUCGCCCGAAUCUCCGUCUCUGACCCCGACUACGGAGAGUACUCCAACGUCAACGUCUCCCUGGAGGGUGGGGACGGCAAGUUCGCCCUCACGACAAAGGACAGUAUUAUUUACCUAAUCUACGUGGACCAAGUGCUGGACCGCGAGGAGAGGGACUCUUACGAGCUCCGAGUUCUGGCCACUGAUGCAGGUACCCCUCCACUGCGGGCCGAGUCGUCCUUCACCAUCCAAGUGAUGGACAUCAACGACAACCCGCCACUCUUUGACCAGCAGGCCUACAAGCAGACCAUACCGGAGGUGGUCUACCCGGGCAGCUUCGUCCUGCAGGUGACCGCCCGUGACAAGGACACGGGCCCCAACGGCGAGGUGCGCUACAGCCUCCUGCCCGACGCUGGCGCCCGCUCCAACUGGUUCACCAUCGACCCGGUGACGGGCAUCAUCACCACGGCACUCCAGCUGGAUUACGAGAGUGACCCCAGGCCCCGGGUGACGGUGGUGGCCACAGACAGCGGCCGACCGCCCCUCUCCUCCACGGCCGUGGUCGAGAUCAACUUGCAGGAUAUAAACGACAACGCGCCGGUGUUCAGCAGCGCCCACUACAACGUGUCCAUCAAGGAGAACACCGCAUCUGGGACCUGCUUCCUCGAGGUCACGGCGACGGACGGAGACAGAGGGUCGUUCGGCACCAUCACGUACUCAAUCGGGUCGGGAGUGGGCAGCGUCGUGCCCAGCCAGUUCACCAUCCACAAGGAGACGGGCCAGAUCUGCACCAGCGAGGGCCUGGACAGGGACGAGGGAGCGGACAGCUAUGACUUCACCGUCACCGCAGUGGAUGGGGGUGGUCUGAGUUCAGUAGCCCAUGUGAGAGUGGCGUUGGAGGACAUCAAUGACAACAGGCCCACCUUCUACCCCGUGCAAUAUGCUGUCAGCUUGAGCACCCAGAGUGCACCAGGCACCUCAGUUGUCAAGGUGACAGCCAACGACCCAGACGCUGGAGAGCACGGGAGGGUGACCUAUCGCACUGUACCAGGAGGAGGUGGCGGCUCAGGAUUCUUCACACUCAACAAAGACACAGGUGUGAUCUCUCUAUCACGCUCUCUCCACGGCAAAGCCAACUCUGUCAUCACCAUGGUCAUCUCUGCCAAGGACGGAGGUGGCCUCACCGCACCCGUCAACGCCAGAGUCAACAUCAGCGUAGUGGAGGGCUCAGUGGCGCCCCCUGUGUUCGAGCAGGGCCAGUACUUCUUUACGGUAUCGGAGGACGUUCUCCGUGGAACUGAAGUCGGCGUGGUUCGAGCCAGCAGCAGGACCGGUGUGUCUAAAGAUAUCUUCUACACCAUCUCUGCCGGUGACCCCGAUGGGUACUUUACGGUGGACUCGGAGACAGGUGCCCUCAGGACCAGCCUCCCUCUGGACCACGAGGCCUGCUCCUCGCUCAUCCUGGAGGUGCAGGCGCGCACCGGCUCCCCGCCGGCCUUCGGCCACGCCCGCGUGCGCGUCACCAUCGCCGACAUCAACGACAACGCGCCUGCCUUCCUGCCCUCCUCAUCCGAGUCGCUCCUCCUCCCCGAGGCCACCAAGAUGGGCGCCGUGGUGUACCGCGUCCAGGCCGAGGACCGCGACUCGGGCCCCAACGGCCAGUUGAGCUUCGACCUGGUGUCGGCCGGCGGCGGCAACGGCGGCCAGCGAGCGUUCGGCGUGGAGCGGAGCAGCGGCGAGGUGCGGCUCAUCGGCACGCUGUCGUACGAGAGCGUGCCGCGCUACGACCUGCUGGUGGUGGCCAAGGACAGCGGCGCGCCGCAGCUCAGCGCCACCUUCACGCUGGUGGUGCACGUCCAGGCGGAGAAUGACCAGGGCCCCGUGUUCGACACGCUCACCUACCGCGUGGAGCUCAAGGAGGGCACGGCGCUCAACAGCCGCUUCCUCCAGGUGCGCGCCCGACACAGGGAAGGUGGCAGCAACGGAGCCGCGGCCUCGGGAGGGUCAGUGGCAUCGGCCCCGCUGUCCUAUCACCUGCGGCCAGAUGGCGACGCGGCCGGCUUUGGCAUCCUGCCCGACAGCGGUUGGCUGUUCGUGAAGAGUGCGCUGGACCGGGAGGCGAAGGACAUCUACCUGCUCACCGUGCUGGCCACGUCCGGCAGCGGGCACCUGAAGAAGACGGGCAGCGCCACCGUCCGGGUGUCUGUCACCGACGAGAACGAUAACUCCCCCAGGCUCUCCCAGGAGCGCGUCUUCCUGGCCGUGCGAGAGAACCUUCCGGAAGGGACGGGCUUCGGGAGAGUCGCCGCCACAGACCGAGACGCUGGCCUCAACAGCCGCCUGACCUACCGCCUCCUCCACAGCGACAGACAUUUCCAGAUCAACUCCCAGACAGGAGAGAUCAGUACUCGCACAGAACUGGACCGAGAGCAUCAGUCCAGUUACCAGGUGGUGGUGGUCGUGCAGGACGGUGGCACUCCACCACGCAGCGCUACAGGCACAGCACAUAUCACAGUUCUGGACGACAACGAUAACGCCCCGGCCUUUACCCAUACACAGCCUGGCAAAGAGACACUUAUUCAGGUUCUGGAAGGUCUGCCACCUGGAACUCUACUUGGAACCAUUCAAGCCAAGGACCCGGAUGAGGGGGAGAACGGCACCAUAUUCUAUUCCCUCUCAGGUGCGAGAGCUGAGCGUUUCUCUCUGAACCCAAACACGGGGGAGCUGCGUUCGGCCUCCCCUCUGAGGCGACAAGAAAAAGCCGAGUACACACUCACCGUGUCGGCCUCUGACCGCGGAGCUCCCCCGCAGAGCUCCAGCAGCACGCUACGCAUACAGGUUCAGAGUUCUGUCAGAGCUUCUCCCAAGCCCAACACUUUAUCUAUGACAAUAAACUCUGUUGAGGGUGCCAAACCUGGCUCUGUGAUUGGCUCGGUGAGAUCACAUGACCAUCGGGACGUUCCGCUUGAGGGGCAGGUGACCUACCUGGUGGUGGGGGGCACUGACGAGGACGGCACGUUCAUGGUGGACCGGCUCACGGGGGACGUGUACCUGGCGCGCGAGCUGGACUACGAGAAGGGCGCCCACUACACACUCGAGAUAGAGGUGGACGACUUCUCCAAGGCCUACCCCAGCACCCACAUGGUGCAUCUCGACAUCAACGUGCAGGACAGCAACGACCACGCGCCCCACUUCCCCGAAGACCCGGUCACCAUCGUCAUCCCUGAGAACACGCCGGCCGGCUCGUCCAUCUACACCUUCCAGGCCACCGAUGCCGAUGGCAGUGGCCCUAACAGCGAGGUGCGCUACUCCGUCCACCAGCGCUGGCCUGACAACCCUGACCUCCUGACCCUUGACCCCACCACCGGGGUGCUCACCCUGGGCCAGGAGCUGGACCACGAGGCCACCUCGUCUCUCUUCCUGGUGGUCCGGGCCACCGACUCCUGCCAGGACCCGAGCCAGAGGCGCUGGGGGUCAGUGACGGCGCGCAUUUACGUGACGGACGAGAACGACAACGCGCCCGUCUUCAGCUCGCCCGCCGCCGUCAGCGUCAUGGAGGACCAGCCGGUGGGCUUCGUUGUGCUCUACGUCAUGGCCCGCGACGCUGACCAGGGCGAGAACGGACGCGUGUCUUACCGCAUCCAGACGGGCAACACCGCCGGCAGAUUUAGCCUCAACCCAAACACCGGUUCUCUCUCUAUCCUCAAAGCCCUAGACCGGGAAGAGCAGGAAACCUUCAACCUGACCAUCGUCGCCGAGGACCACGGAAUGCCCCAGCACUCCACCACGCAGGUGCUGUCUGUCCAGGUGAUUGACGUGAAUGACGAGGCUCCGCUGUUCGAGAAGAGCCAGUUCGAGGCCCAGAUCCAGGAGAACCAGGAACCCGGAAGCACUGUCCUCAUUGUCUCGGCCACGGAUCGUGACCAAGGAACAAAUGGACAUGUCACUUAUGGGGGAGUGUCUGAAGAAGGGUUCACCAUCAACCCAGAGACGGGCGUCAUCACGGUCACCGAAGCCCUGGACAGGGAGAAACAGGACCACUACACUCUAACAGUCUAUGCCAAGGACGGCGGUAUGCCGCCAAACUUCGCCAAAGCCACGGUGCUCAUCUCGGUGCUGGACGAGAAUGACAACGCGCCAGUGUUCGGCCGGCCCCAGCACAGCCUGGAGGUUCCCGAGAACCAGGCGCCCGUGGAGCUGUGUGUCCUUCGAGCCACGGACCUGGACACAGGAGAGGGCGGAGUGCUGGAGUACCGGAUCAUAGCUGGCGAUCCUGAUGGAGACUUCCAGCUGGACAGGGUGUCCGGAGCGCUGUCCACGUCCCGAGGCUUAGACCGCGAGAGCCGGGCCAGCUACACUCUGGAGGUGGCGGCCCAGGACCGUGGCACGCCCCCCCUCAGCAGCGUGACCCAGGUGCAGAUCUCCGUGCUGGACGUCAACGACAACAGCCCGGCGUUCCCGAGCGCUAGCCACGCGGUCGACAUCUCCGAGGACGCGGCCGAGGGCUCCCUGGUGCUGGAGGUGUUCGCCUCGGAUGCGGACGACGGGGACAACGGGAAGAUCAUGUACUUCCUGAGUCAGGAGGCCGGCGGGGCGUUCGCCAUUGACCCGGACACGGGCCGCGUUACCACGGCGGCGCCGCUGGACCGCGAGCGGCGGAGCUCCUACAGCUUCCAGGUGGUCGCCGUCGACUGCUCCCCGGCCUCGCCGCGCAACGCCACCACCCAGGUGACCGUCACCGUGCUGGACGUCAACGACAACGCACCGUUCUUCAUCCAGGACCCCCUCGUCCUUAACGUGUCCAGCAGGACCGUGGCCGUGCAUCAGGUGGUGGCCACCAUGCGCGCCGAGGACAAGGACUUCGGCGCCAACGGUUCCGUUUUCUACCGCUUCGCGAGUCCAGUGAGGGGCUUCACCAUCAACUCACUGACCGGGGAGAUCCGGGCCACGGAGGCUCUCAACGGCCUCUCACAGGCCCAUCGCACCCUCAUCGUGGAGGCCAUGGACCAGGGCAGCCCGUCCCAGUCCUCCCUGGGGGUGGUCAUCAUCUAUGUGAAGGAGCAGGACUACAGCGGUGUCCGUUUCUCCCGCACGGCCAGAGAUGUGAGCCUGCUAGAGAAUGCAGCCAAAGGCACGCAGGUGGCACAGGCCCAGGCCCAGUUCCCAGACGGCUCCCGCAAAGGCAUCAGCUACAGCAUCUUCAGCGGAAACAGACUGCAGUCUUUCAGCAUCAGCGCAAACACUGGUGAGAUCUGGGUUCAGAGCUCCAGUGGUUUGGACUUUGAGGACACCCCAAGACUCCGCCUAGUGGUGAAGGCUGAGACUGCAUCCUCCAGCUCUUUCAUGGCCCUCAACCUCAUUCUGCAGGACGUCAAUGACAACCUCCCGCGCUUCCAGCUGCAGAACUACGUGGCCUACAUGCGCGAGGCACAGGGCUACGAUGCCCCCAUCAUCCAGGUCUUGGCCGAGGAUGUGGACCAGGGGCAGAACGGUCAGGUGACCUACUCUAUCCAGUCUUCCAGCAUGAGUGGCCUCUUCAAGAUCGACCCUGUGACGGGCAGCAUAACCACAGCGGCCAUCAUGGAUCGCGAGAUCUGGACCCAGACCAAGCUUGUUGUUACGGCGACGGACCGGGGCAGCCCAAGAUUGACCAGCACUGCUGUCCUGACUGUGAUCAUCGUUGACCUCAAUGACAACAGCCCCACCAUCCCCCUGCCUCUGGAAGUGCGCGUGCCAGAGAACUCCCUGAUCGGCACGGAGAUAACCAUGGUGACGGGGAACGACGUUGACUCGAGCCCCGCCCUGUCCUACUCCCUCCAGCUGGACGCGCCGUCACAAGGGAAGUUCGGAAUCCACCGCUUCAACGGCAGAGUGUCCCUGACGGCUCCGCUCGACUUCGAGGAGAAGACGUGGUACACUCUGACCAUCCAGGCCUCGGACUCUAAGCACAAGAGUGAAGCCAACCUCACCAUCCUGGUGGAGGAUGUGAAUGAUAAUGUCCCCACGUUCAGCCAGGAUCUCUACCAGGUAACCCUGCCAGAGCAUUCUCCACCUGGAAGUCCUAUCGUCACCGUGACGGCCACUGACCGAGACUCAGGCGAGAACGGAAAGGUCACCUACCGAGUGAUGUCAUCUACAAGAGAUGGCUUUUAUAUCAACCCUAAUAAUGGCACCCUCUUCAUCAAUGAAAAAGCAGAGUUUGACCCCGAGCGCCCCUCUGUGAAUGUCGUCAUUGAGGCUCGAGAUGGAGGGACCCCAUCCCUGUCCUCCAUCACCACCGUGCAGGUCCAGCUGACCGACGUCAACGACAACGCCCCCAUGUUCCACCAGUCGGAGUACCGGGCCACUGUGUCCGAGGACCAGCUCCCUGGAGCCACCAUCUUAACGCUGGAGGCCGUGGAUGGAGACCUGUCACAGGAGAAUUCCGGCUUCGACUUUGCCAUCGCCAGCGGCAACUCUGGGAACGCCUUUCAGAUCGAGAGCAGCGUACGCUUCAUCGAGGGGCACGGCUUCCAGACGGUGGGCACGCUGAUACUCGCCGAGCCACUCGACUUUGAGACCACGUCGCGCUACAACCUGACCAUCGUCGUGUCGGACCGCGGAGUGCCCCAGCGCAGCUCCAGCGUCCCCGCCGUCAUCACCGUCAGCGACGUCAACGACAACCCACCCGUGUUCAGCCGCGCCGAGUACGCGGUGGCGCUGAGUGAGGGCGCAGGGUCAGGCACGGAGGUUCUCCGUCUGACCGCCACCGACCCAGACUCGGCUCCGAACGCCGAGAUCCAGUACAGCAUCAGUUCGGGCGACGAGAUGGAGCUGUUCUUCAUCGACCAGUGGACGGGAGCGCUGCGUCUGCAGCGGUCACUGGACCGCGAGAGCCGGUCCUCACACGUGGUUAUUGUCCAGGCGUCAGACGGCCACGGCCAUUUUGCCCUAGCACCAGUCACCCUGGAAGUGAAGGACGUCAACGACAACCGGCCGUAUUUUCCUAUCGAGACCAUGACCGCAAACAUCCGGGAGAACCAGCCACCGAAUUCACCCGUCACUGUGCUCCAUGCCAUCGACUACGACACCGGAAUCUAUGGGCAGCUGAAGUACUUCAUGGUGGAUCGUUCCGGCUUGGGAAGGGACUCCUUCCUGAUUGACCAGACCACUGGUGAAGUGAGCACUCGCACAACCUUUGACUUUGAGAAGAUCAACUCCUUUAGUUUCGUAGCAGUGGCAGUAGAUGCCGGCAAUAACUCGGCCACGGUCACUAUACAGGUGUACGUCACAGGCGUGGACGAGUACGAUCCAAUGUUCACGACCACCGACUUCUCCUUUGUCAUCCCAGAGGGAGCCAAGAAGGGCCAGAGCAUUGGUCAAGUCCAGGCCAUGGAUGAAGACGGAGGGGUGGACGGCAUAGUGCUCUACUCCUUCCCUAAUCCCUCGCCGUACUUCGAUGUAAAUAAGACCUCAGGGGUGGUCUUCCUCAAGAUGGACAGUUCGAGUGGGUCUGGCCGCUCAAAGAGGGAGACUCGUUUGAUGACGGUAGAUAUAACAGCGCAUGGCCCCCUGGAUACUUCUCGAGUGACCACAGCUCAGCUGUCCAUCGAUGUGACAAACACCAACUUUGGCCUGGCGCCAGAUCUUAACAUCCUUCUGAUAUGCAUCAUCGCUGCCUCCCUUGGUGUUGUGGUCAUUCUGGUCAUCAUUGCCAUUGCCCUGUACGUUGUGAAGUCCAAACGCAGGAAGAAAGGCCAGGACACUGGCAACACCACCUCAGGCACGGCCAUGCAAAAGCUGGAUGACUCCAAGUCUGCAGGAGGGGAGAGGAUCUAUCACCAAACCCUUCCCGGUUAUGGAGGUGACCAGGGUGGGGCAGGUGGAGCCACCUACCCCCGCGGGGGUUCCCUGGACCCCUCCCACUCCAGUGGAAGAGGCUCAGCGGAGGCCGCCGAGGACGACGAGAUCCGGAUGAUCAACGAGUACCCGCGCGUGGCCAGCAUCACGUCCUCCAUGCAGGAGCACAUCUCCGCCCGAGGGCCCGACUCGGGCAUCCAGCAGGACGCGGACCAGCUGUCCGACAUCUCCUGUGAGCCGGGAGCCCUGGACGCCAGCCAGUGGUUCAAAGGGAAGAAACUGGGCAGUCUCAGUGGGACCCUACUCUCGGGUCAGCUGCCCGUCUACAGGGAUGAGGGUGGUGGAUACCUGGGUGUGGGCAGGGGGUUGAAUGUCUCCCAUCCGAAGGACUACACCUUCCCCGAGGAUGGGAAGCCGCCAGUGGACGGCUCUCUGACCGCCAUCGUGGCCAGUGACGAGGAGUUACGGGGCAGCUACAACUGGGACUAUUUGCUCAACUGGUGCCCGCAGUUCCAGCCGCUGGCUAACGUCUUCACAGAGAUCGCCCGGCUCAAGGACGAGAGCAUACCGCCCAAUAACCCUCGCAGACCCUUCCAGCCCAAGGCCAAGACUGACCCCAAGCCCCGGAUAGACCCACCGCCUCUCAUCACGUCCGUCGCUCACCCCGGCGCCAAGUCGGUGCCGCCCAAGCCGGUGGCCAUCGGCCGGACGUUCCCGCACCUGACGUCGCUACGGCGCUCGCCUAUCAGCCACGAGGGCUCCAUCUCCUCGGCCGCCAUGUCGCCCAGCUUCUCGCCGUCGCUGUCGCCACUGGCUGCCCGCUCGCCGGCCGUGUCCCCGUUCGGGGUCACUCAGGGCCCCUCGGCCUCCAUGAUCAGCACCACGGACCACAGCGACGACUCCGAGAUGAGGAUCUGACCAACUCGCUCGGCUUCCGCCGCCGUUGCCACCACCGCUGCUGCUGCCAAAGACUUUCCCUGUAAAGAACGGCACAUAAGAGCAAACCUUUCGCUCCCUAACGAGUCAUUGGGAGCACUCGCGGAGGACACCACAGGAAGUGUCUGACGUGGACCAUAGAGAUUGGAUGAAGAGAUUACAGAGAGGGGACAAUAGGGGGGCCGUCUCAUCCCCCUUUGUCGGCCCACAUUGUGACGUAGGUCUCUGAUAACUCGAGGGUUAUGAAGAGUUGAUACUGUUGCUGCUGUUCAAUGACGAUACCCUUUUAUCAGACCAGCCUUAGUUUUGAUGUCGGAAGAUGUAUGUGCCCUUUUUGCAUCGCCUCGCUGGCUGGCCAGGGAGAUAAGCGUGUAGUGCUCUUUUGUCAGACUGUUAUUAGAUUUGGGACUGAAAUCCAAGGUCAGCCAAACCCUUUCUUCAUGAACACUUUGUAGACUUGUACUGUUUAUGUACAUUUUGAAAGGGGAACAGACUUUUUUCGUAUUUUGAUGCUCAUGAACAUGUCUAAUACUUUCAGUCUAUCUCAUUUAUUUUUUUAUGUUGUAUGGUGUUAAUUUACGGUGCCAUAGCCUCCAAUGAAGAAGUGUUUUUCAUUACAAUCUAUUUACGUAUAUGUAUAUUUGUAUGUAUGCUAGCAGCCAUAGUAUGUAUGAUGUAUUAUUGUAUAGUUUCUAGGAUACCCGUAUGGUGUGUUUGUGAAUCUUUGACAUCUGUGAUGUGAAUGAGUGAAAACUGUGCUUUGAUAAUUAUUUAUACUGAAGAGAGGGAAUGUUGGGAAAUUUAGGCAACCAGAGUUCUGUAUUAUAUCCAAAAAAUGUCUUUUUAACUGUUUUUUUUUUUUAAAUAUACAUCUUAGCAAGCAUUUUUGUAGAAAAGCUUGGACAUGUAGCCUUCUAGUAAAACUCACCGAAUUUUGUGUGACAUUAACUUGUUGCCAAUGAUUACCCCCCGCCUCACUGUAAUGUGACUGAUUGUUGUUGUUCUUUCAGACCAGAACAAAUUGAUUGGUAUUGCAAAUGUAUUUUCUCUUUUCGUAUCGUAGCAGGGGCCUAGCUCUCCAAUCACUCUUGUGUCCUUCAGUGAAAUGCUUUGUGAACAAAAGGCCAGUGACAUAUUGCAAUGUGAUGCCAAGGCAUUGUUAAGUGGUAUGGCAUACAUGUGCUUGUGUCCUGUUUGAUUUGAGGCGAACCAUCAUUGAUGUCUUGGUGGUUUUUUAAUGGUUGUCCAAGCGCAAUCAUACAUGCAUGUUUGUUAGGGGUUUCUCUCCAGACAUCUGCAAGUGACACGAGUGUUGAAAGUCGCAGUGUUCUGAUGUUGUUUCGCUGCAUUUGCUUGCACUGUUCUGAGCCAGCGGAUGGAGACGACUACACCAAUCAAAUGUCCUGGAGUUCCCAGAGGAUUGUUUGGCUACCUCUGGUGCAUGCACAACACACAACACCACCACUGCCUCAAGGCAAACUGGUUCCCAUUGGGUAAAAAAAGUUAAGAUGCAAUGACAGACAUUUGGACAGCAAAUUAGCAACAACAAAAAAGAAUCAUUUUGACUUGAAGGAUAGGACUGCAUUGGACUCCAUUUUGAGGCUUAAUCAAGACCGCUCUCCAGAUACUUGGCAGCAGAAUGAUGGUAGAAAUAAUCUGUACAUAUAUUUAAAGGAAAUAAUAAAUUUCUACUGAUUUCUUUUGUCAAA